AUGAUCGGCUUAACUCCUGGCCCAGCCUCAUACUCAUCACUUUCGCUCCCUCUCGUCACCAAAUGUCAUUUCAAUGUUUUCGAGCUCGCUCGGAGCGGUGUUACCCAUGUCCAAACAAUGCUACCCUCCUGGAGGCGGUUUCUAGCCGAUGAAGAGCUUGGGAAGAAAGACGGCGACCAUCGGCUGCGACCAAAACAAGGCCCGCUAUGGCCCUUGAAGAAGCAAUGGAAGCCCCCUCGACCGCGACGCUUCUUACUCGGAAUCGCUACCUUGUGCCUUCUGUGCUUUUUAUUUAAGGCCAUAUUUACCGGUCUUGUUACUGCCACCGAACGAUUCAGCCCCAGCCUCUCACAAGCACGACAGAAAACUGGAGUGCCAUGGCCCCAUUUAAUGUCCCUCUCCUCCGCGGUUUAA
Molecule: messenger RNA, 414 nt
Organism: Aspergillus tanneri
Lineage: Eukaryota; Fungi; Ascomycota; Eurotiomycetes; Eurotiales; Aspergillaceae
Exons: 1
Coding region: 1-414 (137 amino acids)
Source: RefSeq, a predicted model, not a curated record